Spirodela intermedia is the source of this 144-nucleotide messenger RNA. Lineage: Eukaryota; Viridiplantae; Streptophyta; Magnoliopsida; Alismatales; Araceae. The record is from the annotation of a GenBank genome assembly.
AUGAGAUCUCUCGUGAAAAGGAUAGAAAGAGAGAGGAGGAGAGAAAUCUCACGUGAGAUAGAGAGAGAGAAAAGUCUCACGAGAGAGAGAGAGAAGGAGAGAGAGGAAGAUCAAUCUAAAGAGAGAAAGGGAGAGAUCUCAUAA